This is a messenger RNA of Paramecium pentaurelia, 2571 nucleotides long. The record is from the annotation of a GenBank genome assembly. Lineage: Eukaryota; Ciliophora; Oligohymenophorea; Peniculida; Parameciidae.
AUGAUCACUAAUACAUUGUUUAAACCAAAACUAGAAUCAAAAUACUUUAAUGUUAGCAACAAGGUAAGGCAAACAUGCUGUUUUUGCCCACAAAGUUUAAUCAUCUGUUAUGAUUUAAUAAGAAAAAUUCCUAUACCAUUAAAAGGAGUUCAAUAUUUUUUAAAAGUUUAACCUGGUUUUGUAAUAGUUGAAUUAAAAUAAACCUAUUCGACUACAGGUUAUAACUAACCAAUAGAAUUAGAAUACUUAUUUUCGAUUAAUAAUAAUGCAGCAGUGACUAAAAUGAUUGUUGAAUUAGGAGAUACAAAAGUUUAUGGGAUUGUUAAGGAAAAAGAGGAAGCUAAAUAGUAGUAUGAAGAUGGAAUAAAUUAGGGAAAAACAAUGGCAUAUAGUGAAUAAGAUGAGGAAUUCCCUGAAAUUAAAAGAGUUAAAAUUGGAGCCCUUGCUCCAGACAAAUAAUUAAAUAUCACUUUUGAAUACAUAUAAUCUUUGGAUAUUGUUUUGAAUAAAUUAUGGAAGGUAGAAGUUUAACCAAUGAUUGAUAACAACUAUUUCAGCCUUAAUCAACAAAACUAGAGAGUUUAUAAUAAUUAUUUUGAAAGACUCAACAGAUAUCUUGAGAAAUUUGUUAAAAUUGAUUAGUUUGAAUACAACUUUAAGCAAGAUAUUACAGUAUCAAUAGAUAUGGGGUCUCCAAUCACAUAUUACAAAUGUCCAACCCAUAAAAUUUUAAGUGGAAAUGCUAAAAAUGAAUAAACAAAGCAAGAGAUUGGUGAGGAAAAAUUAAAGAAAUUACAUCUUAUGUUGGAGGAUACACCAUCCAAUUUUAUUCCAACAAAAUAAUUUACACUUCUAUUUUCAAGUGAUGAUAUAAAUCUCCCUCGUUCAAUCUUAAGUCAUACUAAUAACGAUGCUUUAAACACUUAAAAAUAUUGCGCUACAUUGACUUUUAUUCCAAAAUUUAAUUAAACAACUUUAGAUGAUGCAUAUUCACAAUAUUUGGAUGGAUUAAAUAUUGCAGGAAAUUAAGUAAUUAAUAGAGGAAAUUACUUAUUUUUUAUUGAUAGAAGUGGAUCGAUGUCUAAUGUUAGAAUCACAAGAGCAAAAUAAUCUUUAAUUUUGUUUUUGAAAAGUCUACCUGAGGAUUGCAGAUUUAACAUUAUAUCGUUUGGAACACAGUUUAUAUCUUUAUGGUCGGAUUCUAAGGAAUAUUCUCAAAGUACAUUGGAGGAAGCCAUAAGCCAUGUGAAUAGUAUGGAGGCUGAUAUGGGGGGUACUGAGAUAUUUAAACCAUUAUAAGAUAUCGUCUAUAAUGAAUAAUACGGCAAGUCAAAAACAACUACAUUAAAUAUCUUCUUGCUUACAGAUGGAGAAGUUAAUUCUGCUCCUAUAAUUGAUUUGGUAAAAAGAAACAAUUAAGCAGAAACUAGAGUUUAUACUUUAGGGAUUGGAGAUGGAUGUAGUCAAUAUUUAAUUAAGUAGUUGGCUGAAGUUGGAAAUGGAAAAUAUUAGUUUGUAUCAGAUGAUGAAGAUUUAAAUGCAAAAGUUAUUGAUUUAUUAGAAGAUUCAUUGACUCCUUAUUUACAAGGAUUUAAUCUUGAAUCUAAUAUUACUUGUAUUAAUUAAAUAGUUCCUAAUCCUGAAUCUGUUGUUUGUUUGAAGAAGAACUAAGAAUUAACAAUUUAGGUUUUAUUUUCAGUUGAACAAGAGAAUGAAAAUUUAUAAUUAACUUUAAGUUGCUUCGAUCCAUAAGAAUAAAAACCAAUUAAAUAUUCUGUUUCAUUAAAUUUAAAAAAUUCUUAAGAAAAUGAAUAUUUUCAUAAGUUAGCGUCGCAUAAAUUUAUUUCAUAUUAUGAGAAUAGUGUGAAAUAUGGAGAUAACCAUUUAAAUUUUAUCAAAAUCAAUAAGGAUACAAUAGAUGAUCAAGAUAUAAUUAAUACAUCUAUAACACAUCAAAUAUUGAGUUCUAAAACAGCAUUUGUAUGUGAAGUCUGUGAUUUAGAAGAUCAAUUCAAAUAGCAGAUGAAGUAAAAAGUUUAUAUUCCUUAAAUUUAAAUUAUAAGGUAUGAAGAAUAUUUUAGAUAUUUUGGCUUGUAGCCAGUUGGUUGUUGCCUACAAAAAAAAGUGCCUAAAACUAAAAACAGUGAAAAAAGUAUUCAAAGAAAAUCAAGUCGAAUAUAAUAAUAAAAGAUCACAAAAGAAAAGAGAAUGCAAAAAUAGAUAUAGGAAGAUAUUGAUUUUGAAGAUGAAUUGGAAAAACGUUAAUAAUUGUAGACUUAAAUUAAAAAGAUUGAGUAUGAAUAAUUAGUUUCUUAUUCACAAUCUGAUGGUAGCUUCUUAUAUGAUGGAUAAAUAGAAAAGUAAAUAAAUAUUGAAGGACGGAAGAAUUAGCAAAGCUAUCCAUAGAAUGUCUGGCUUACUUUACUUGCUUUGCUAUAUUUAGAUUAAUUUUGUUUGCAAUAUAGAAAGUCAUGGCGAUUAGUAUACUAAAAGGGAAUCUAAUUCCUAUAAAAGAACGGAGUUUCUUAUAAGUAAUAAAAGGAAACAGUACUAAAUAAGCAAAAUAUUUGA